UAUAAAUUGCUUUCAGACAUCUUUCCCCAGUCACAUAAAGUUUUCUUACUCUCCUUUUUCCAAGUUAAUUCUUCCUUUUUUGUUUUCUCAUAUUCACGCCCCUUCCUCAGCCAGCCAUGGACGCUCCAGGAACCAAUUCUAUCAACGGCGCUGCGUUCAACGUGCUAAACUCCAUCAUCGGCUCCGGGAUCAUAUGCUUGCCUAUAGCGCUAAAGAACGCUGGCCUUGUAGCCGGUAUCCUGCUCCUCAUUCUGGUCGGCAUGAUAUCGCAGUUCACGACAUAUACGCUGGUGUUCACUGGGAAGCGCACAAACGCCAUGAGCUACUCUGAAGUAGCGCGCCAGGCGCUGGGCACCACCGGCUACCGCAUUCUGAAUGCCUCGCUGAUAUUCUCGAUGCUGGGCGCACUGACUACCUAUUUGAUUAUCGUCGGCGAUAUUCUGACGGCGCUACGCGAAGCAUACCUGCCAGCACUCGCAUGGGCCACUCGGUCAGCAACAAUCAUAGGCGUAUCAGUUUCAUGCAUCUCGCCGUUCCUGUUUUUCAGGAACUCGGGCCCACUGGCCAAAAUCUCCUGUCGUACAGACUACCCACUGGUGCUUGGCAGCAAGGUGUUCCCGGCCCUGGGCAUGCUGAGCUUCUCGUUCUGCUCAUCGCACGCCGCCUUCCAGAACUUCCUGGGCCUCGAGGUCCGGUCUUUGCAGAACUGGCGCAAAUGCACUAUGAUUGCAACGUGGGCGGCACUAGUGAUCUGCUGCAGCUUCGCAGUCAUCGGGCUGAUGAGCUUUGGGUCGGGCGUGCAGGCAAACAUAUUCCAGAACUUCCCGCAGAACGACCCGUAUGUCAAUGUUGCGCGCCUGCUGUUCUGCCUGACACUGGUUCUGACCUUCCCGCUGACGUUCUAUCCGGCCCGAGACACGCUGACGCACAUGCUGCACAUUGACCAGCCGCAGCUGGCCCGGCUGUCCACGCGCGAGAUGGUGUGCUCGCUGACACUCUUCGGCUUGGUCAUUGCUGCUGCCACACAGUGCACGGACCUGGGCAUGGCUUAUGAGCUGGUUGGCGCUGCCACUGCGACUGUCAUUGGCUUUGUAUUCCCAUCCCUGAUCUUCCUGUGGUCCGGCUCGGAUCUGACCGUGGCCAAGGUGCUCGUCUCUCGGCCGGUGGCCAGCCUGCUGCCGCUGAUUGAGCGCACCAAGGACACUGACGAGGACAACAUUGCCCAGGGAAGACAGUCGGUGACGCUGUGGAGUGUGGGCUGGUUUGUAUUUUACUUUGGGAUCACCGUCUUCUUCGUCGGUACCUACUCUAUCAUUCAUAGAUAACCUCUGGCCUCUGCUAGAGACCUGGCCAUUUGACAUGUCUAAAUAGAUUGCGUGUAAUACUAGAUGCAUGAUUAGCAUUAAACAAACCUGUGCUACACUGCCCAAGAACGGCGCUUUUUAGCAUCGGUUACCUCUGCUACUGGUGAAUGGACA
Linderina pennispora is the source of this 1478-nucleotide messenger RNA. RefSeq lists its product as uncharacterized. Gene Ontology annotation, biological process: amino acid transmembrane transport. The record is from RefSeq and is a predicted model, not a curated record. Lineage: Eukaryota; Fungi; Kickxellomycota; Kickxellomycetes; Kickxellales; Kickxellaceae. Bases 117 to 1325 code for a protein of 402 amino acids. The transcript is spliced from 2 exons. Gene Ontology annotation, molecular function: amino acid transmembrane transporter activity.